This is a messenger RNA of Geodia barretti, 681 nucleotides long. Lineage: Eukaryota; Metazoa; Porifera; Demospongiae; Tetractinellida; Geodiidae. The record is from the annotation of a GenBank genome assembly.
AUGACCGACUCAUACUUUACAUCUCCCUAUUCGCCAAACACCGAUGCCGACAGACGCCAGAUGCUAGAUGCAAUUGGCGUUGAUUCGGCAGACGAGCUAUUCAUCGACGUUCCCGAGCAGCACCGCAACCCUGCGCUUGACUUGCCGCCGCCGAUGUCGGAGUUCGACCUGAAGCGUUACUUCGCCGAGCUUGCAUCGAUGAACAAAACGCCCGGAGAGUACGCCUGUUUCUUGGCGCGGGUCGUACAGCAUACAUUCCGCGAGUACGGCGCGGACAUCGUCGCGUCCGAAGGCCAGGCGCUCGGAGUGCCCCCAACAUUCGGCGGCCCCUAUGUCGGCAUCUUCGCCUGCAAGCAGGAUUUCAUACGGCAGAUGCCCGGGCGCAUCGUCGGCAGAACGGUGGACACAGAGGGACGCACCGCUUACGUGCUGACGCUCCAGACGCGAGAACAGCACAUACGCCGUGAGCGAGCCACCUCCAACAUCUGCACAUCAGUCGCGCUCAUCGCCUUGAUGACAACAGUCUACAUGGUCAGCCACGGCAGGCACGACAUGCGCCGCACCGCCGAACUGACAUAUCAGAAGGCACAUUAUCUGGCAUCUCUAAUAGCGAUAUUCCGGGAUAUUCUGUGUGGGAUGGCGGCAUCUUCUUCCAGGAUUUGCAGUGCAUAUGCCCAGUGA